AUGUCAUCUCAAUCAUACACCCACUUCCUGGUGCACCGGCCUGCUCCCGGUGUGGCGCACGUUGAGAUCAACCGGCCCGACAAGCUCAACUCGUUCUACGAGGAGAUGUGGCUCGAGUUUGGCCGCGUCUUCAACGCCCUGUCCGUCGACCCCGACGUUCGCGCCGUCGUCCUCUCGGGCGCCGGCGAGCGUGCCUUCACCAGUGGUCUGGACGUCCAAAAGGCCUCGGACGGCUGGCUCUUCAAGGGCAUGGAUGACGGCAAUGGUCAGCCCUUGGACUCGGCCAGGUUUGCCACCCACGCCAGGAGGCACAUUGCCGAGUUUCAGGACUCCAUUGGCGCCAUGGAAAAGUGUGAAAAGCCCGUCAUCUGUGUGCUCCACGGCCUCUCCCUCGGCCUGGCCAUCGACCUAGCCUGCUGCGCCGACGUGCGGCUGGUUGUGCGUGGCACGCGCAUGGCGGUCAAGGAGGUCGACAUCGGGCUGGCGGCCGACAUUGGCACGCUCAGCCGGCUGCCAAAGGCGGUCGGCAGCCUGUCGUGGGUCAAGGAGGUGUGCCUGUCUGCGCGCGAGUUCACGCCCGAGGAGGCGCUGGCCGUCGGGUUCGUCAGCGGGCCCAUCCACGAGACCAAGGCCGGCGCCCUCAAGGCCGCCCUAUCCAUGGCGGCCCUGGUGGCGAGCAAGAGUCCCGUGGCGGUGCAGGGCACCAAGGAGCUGCUCAACCACGCGCGGGACCACAGCGUCGAGGAGAGCCUGAGGUACACGGCCAUUUGGAACUCGGCCGCCCUGCAGACGAGGGAUAUCAAGGAUGCGUUGUUGAGCGGGAUCCAGAAGAGGAAGCCCACUUUUGCAAAGCUGUGA
Messenger RNA from Pyricularia grisea, 858 nucleotides. RefSeq lists its product as uncharacterized. The record is from RefSeq and is a predicted model, not a curated record. Lineage: Eukaryota; Fungi; Ascomycota; Sordariomycetes; Magnaporthales; Pyriculariaceae. Gene Ontology annotation, molecular function: delta(3,5)-delta(2,4)-dienoyl-CoA isomerase activity. The transcript has 2 exons. Gene Ontology annotation, cellular component: mitochondrion. The coding region runs from base 1 to 858 and encodes 285 amino acids.